AUGUGCGACCAAAAGGCCAUGAUCAAAAAUGCAGACAUGUUGGAAGAGAAGCAACAGAACUCCAUGGAGUGCGCUACUCAGGCAUUGGAGAAAUAUAAUAUAGAAAAGGGCAUUGCGGCUCAUCUCAAGAAGGAGUUUGACAAGAAGUACAAUCCCACCUGGCAUCGCCUUGUGGGGAGGAACUUUGGUAGUUACGUGAUACAUGAAACCAAAUGCUUCAUCUACUUCUACCUGGGCCACGUUGCCAUUCUUCUGUUCAAAUCUGGUUAA
Molecule: messenger RNA, 270 nt
Organism: Nycticebus coucang (slow loris)
Lineage: Eukaryota; Metazoa; Chordata; Mammalia; Primates; Lorisidae
Product: dynein light chain 1, cytoplasmic-like
Exons: 1
Coding region: 1-270 (89 amino acids)
Biological process (GO): cilium assembly; microtubule-based process
Cellular component (GO): cytoplasmic dynein complex
Molecular function (GO): dynein light intermediate chain binding; dynein intermediate chain binding
Source: RefSeq, a predicted model, not a curated record